AUGGCUAUUGGAUUCGGGGCAGGCGACGCAAAAACCUUCGACGAACUAUGCACCAAGACUCUUCCUAAGACAGUACCAUUAGUCGAUUGGGUCCAUCCUCUGAGACCAGUAUUCCCGCAGUUUUCGACGUCGUGUGAGGUACAACUAGAUAAACCGUCGACCAGAGGAUCAAUUUCAUGGGCUUUCAAGAGUUUUACCCCCGCCAUCGGUUUGAAAGAGCGCUUCAGACCUCAUGACUUGCGUUAUGGUGCUGCUAUUGAGGUCAAAAACCUGCAAGAUCUUCCUGCCCGCAAUGAGUUUCACAUUAGGGAGGCUCUCGGGCACAGCUGGAAGGCCCUCUGA
Messenger RNA from Colletotrichum siamense, 342 nucleotides. RefSeq lists its product as uncharacterized. The record is from RefSeq and is a predicted model, not a curated record. Gene Ontology annotation, molecular function: DNA binding. The transcript has a single exon. NCBI's taxonomy places the organism in Eukaryota, Fungi, Ascomycota, Sordariomycetes, Glomerellales, Glomerellaceae. The coding region runs from base 1 to 342 and encodes 113 amino acids.